AUGGCUUCUCCCAGUACGGCCAUUGUGCCUCCUAAGCGGGCCAGCACUGACUACCCGCUCAUCGACUCCGACCCUCACCUCCGCCGUGUUAUUGGAUAUGCACGUCCCUCCGACUAUGCCGUCGCCGGUGCAGCAGCGUCAGCCUCUCCGAUCGCUUUCUGGAUCAUGGAAAGAGUCAGUCCGUCGCAUGUGGGCCGAGGUGGGUUUGCCCCCGUCAUGCGCCUGGCGACAGCUGUCGGCAUUCUCGGUGGACUUCAUGUGUUCUACCAGCGAUCAUGCCAACGCUUCUACGGCUUCACCGAAAACUCCAGGGAAGUUGAUAUGGACAUGCGAGAGAUGGUGCAGAAGGUGAAGGCAGGUGAGCCUCUGUACGGCAAAUCGAAGGUGUCCCCCUAUCUUCAGGGAGUUGCUGCCCGUAACUCGCGGUAUUCCGAGCUUUUUAUCCACGUUUUGCCAUGGCUCAACAUUGUGAACCACGACCAGCAUGGUGUGGAUACUGCUAAGUACUAUCAGCAGGCUGAACGGGAACUUGAAGCUGAGCGAAAUGCCUAA
Molecule: messenger RNA, 552 nt
Organism: Penicillium chermesinum
Lineage: Eukaryota; Fungi; Ascomycota; Eurotiomycetes; Eurotiales; Aspergillaceae
Product: putative NADH-ubiquinone oxidoreductase 21 kDa subunit
Exons: 5
Coding region: 1-552 (183 amino acids)
Source: RefSeq, a predicted model, not a curated record